AUGGACUCACAUUACGAGUUCGAGGACAUCAAACCCCUGUGCGCAAUCACCGAGGUUGUCAACAGCAUCGGAAAUGAUUUUCUGAGGCAAACCCUCCACCCGGACCCAUGUGCCCAUUGUGCGCUGCCCAUCCACGACAAAUUCCUGUGUCGAAUUCGGGAUACGUCUUACCACGAACACUGCCUGAACUGCUCGAUUUGCCAUCUGCGCCUCUCGGCAUCGUGCUACGAGCGGAAUGGUCAACUCUACUGCCAGCAGCACUAUUUUGAAAGCCAUAGCCCCUACCACUGUCUGCGGUGCAAGCAGGGUAUCGCACCGUAUGAUGUUGUCUACAAGGUUACGCCAACGAUGACUUUCCACGCGGAAUGCCAUAAAUGCUCGCGGUGCGGCAAGCAGUUCUCGACCGGGCAGCAAGUUUCGGAACCGGGCCCAUCCAACCUGUGCGCCAACCUGAAAAUCGAUGUCGACGAGCCAGUGCUCGAUCCAACGAUGGGCGGACUCCUCGACCCGAUGAGCCUCCCGUUUGUCUUCCCCUACGACCAUCCAGGAUUUGCGUACGUCGAUGCUUUCGACGAUGACAACAAGUUUUUGAAACGGCGUGGCCCUAGGACGACGAUCAAACAGAAUCAGCUCGACGUGCUGAACCGUAUCUUCACGACGACACCAAAACCGUCGAAGCACGCAAGGGCAAAGCUCGCCGGCGAGACGGGCCUCUCCAUGCGGGUCAUCCAGGUAUGGUUCCAAAAUCGGCGUAGCAAGGAGCGAAGGCUGAAGCACCUGUGCAACUAUUUAAGGCAUUUCGAACAACGCGGACUGCCGCCCCCACCCAUGCAUUUUCCCGAUGACCUGGCAUCCGAAGUGGGGAUGGAUGCCUCAACCUCUUCCCUUCAAUCCCUCCACCACCCCCUUGGUGAACCCCUUCAUCUGCAAAUUCCGAUGUACUCCAUCGAACAAGGCGGAACGCCGAAAAAUAUGCAU
Molecule: messenger RNA, 978 nt
Organism: Mesorhabditis spiculigera
Lineage: Eukaryota; Metazoa; Nematoda; Chromadorea; Rhabditida; Rhabditidae
Source: the annotation of a GenBank genome assembly